Bombina bombina (fire-bellied toad) is the source of this 1241-nucleotide messenger RNA. RefSeq names its product gastrula zinc finger protein xLCGF3.1-like. The coding region runs from base 213 to 1241 and encodes 342 amino acids. NCBI's taxonomy places the organism in Eukaryota, Metazoa, Chordata, Amphibia, Anura, Bombinatoridae. Gene Ontology annotation, cellular component: nucleus. Gene Ontology annotation, molecular function: RNA polymerase II cis-regulatory region sequence-specific DNA binding; DNA-binding transcription activator activity, RNA polymerase II-specific. The transcript has 2 exons. Gene Ontology annotation, biological process: regulation of transcription by RNA polymerase II. The record is from RefSeq and is a predicted model, not a curated record.
CAUUGGGGAUAUCACAGCCGAUAUUUAGAGAAGAUGGUGAAUUGGCAGGAACUGGGCAGCAAUCAUUAUGUACAGAGAGUAAUUUAGUCAUCAAACAAGAGGACAACAUUUAUGACUUAUCUAGUGAAAUUAUUAUCCCUGAGGAUAAACCACACACAUUUACUGAGUUUUCAAAACAUAUUAAAGAAGGGAAAAGUCUACAGUCUAACCAAAUGAUUCAUACAAAGGAGAAACCUUUCAAAUGUACAGAAUGUGAGAAAAGCUUUAGAUGGAAGUCUCAUCUACUAGAACACCACAAAAUUCACACAGGUGAGAAACCACACUCAUGUACUGAGUGCGGCAAAUGUUUUACAAGAAUGGAUCAUCUGAAAACUCAUAAAAAGAUUCACACAGGAGUAAAGCCUUUCACAUGUACAGAGUGUGGAAAAAGUUUUACAGAAAAGAGUAAACUAAAAACUCAUGAAAGGAUUCACACAGGGGAAAAGCCUUUCACAUGUACAGAGUGUGGAAAAAGUUUUACAGAAAAGAGUAAUCUGAAAAGUCAUGAAAGGAUUCACACAGGGGAAAAGCCUUUCACAUGUACAGAGUGUGGAAAAAGUUUUACACGAAAGAGUGAUCUGAAAACUCAUGAAAAUAUUCACACAGGGGAAAAGCCCUUCAAAUGUACAGAGUGUGGAAAAAGUUUUACACGAAUGGAUAAUCUGAAAUAUCAUGAAAUGAGUCACACAGGAGAAAAGCCUUUCACAUGUACAGAGUGUGGAAAAAGUUUUACACGAAUGGAUCAUCUGAAAUAUCAUGAAAUGAGUCACACAGGAGAAAAGCCUUUCACAUGUACAGAGUGUGGAAAAAGUUUUACACAAAUGAAUCAUCUGAAAUAUCAUGAAAUGAGUCACACAGGAGAAAAGCCUUUCACAUGUACAGAGUGUGGAAAAAGUUUUCUAUAUAUGAGUAGUCUGAAAACUCAUGAAAUGAUUCAAACAGGAGAAAAGCCUUUCACAUGUACAGAGUGUGGAAAAGGUUUUACACAAAUGGGUAAUCUGAAAUAUCAUGAAAUGAGUCACACAGGAGAAAAGCCUUUCACGUGUACAGAGUGUGGAAAAAGUUUUAUAUAUAUGAGUAGUCUGAAAACUCAUGAAAUUAUUCAUACAGGAGAAAAGCCUUUUAUAUGUACAGAUUGUGGAAAAAUGCAAAGUGCAAAAAUACAGGUGCUGUUUUCAGACAGACAUUUUUAUAGCAAUUGA